UGACUUACCAUAAAUUUUUAUGUUUAAAAUAUAAAAAUAUUUUAAUCAUUUCAAAAAGUGAUAACUUAUCUAUGAUAUCACAUUGUCAUUGGAAAAUGAUGAGAUUUUUUAAAAAGUUAUAUAUUUGAAUGUUUUGCAUUCAUUUGAAACAUUUUAAAAUAUAUAUAUAAUUAAUUUAUUAGGUUUACAUUAAUUAGUUUACUAGAAUCUAUGAUUUAUUGUAUUCACUACUAAUAUAAAUAUAUUAAAAACCAUUUUUAUAAUUGUUUAUGUAGUAUCAUAUGUAUUUAAAUGUAUAUUAUCAAUUUAUAUAAUGUAAUCUAUGAUAUUUAAUUUUUCUAUAAAUAAAUUAUAUUAAUUCAUCUAUAUUUAAGAUGUUUAAUUGUAUGUUUGGAAACAUAUAUUAGAUUAGGUAAUUCUAGGAUUAGUUUCUUUUAAAGAAUUUAAUUAAAUAAAUUAAAAAUUAAAAAUCAUCAACCAAUCAAAUUAUAACAAUUAAUUGAAAAACUCUUUUAUGAGCGACACGUCAGCGGAAGUGAUUUUUCAAUUAAUAUAUAUGAUGAUUGUAUCUCAACACUUUUGAACAAAAGAAAUAUAUGGUUUCUGGACAAACCCGUUCCAUCAUUAUAAAUACAUCAUCUUCCUUCUAUUUCUCAGUCAUCUUAAGAUCUUUUUCUCUUCGAAUCUCUGAAGAAAUAAAAAUAAAAAGAAAACCAAAAAUGUUGCUUACAUUAUUAAAAUCUCUCCUCGUGAUAUUCAUGACCUCGAUACUGAGAGUUCUAUACGACACCAUAUCAUGCUACUGGCUAACACCUAGGCGAAUCAAGAAGAUCAUGGCAGGGCAAGGGGUAACCGGUCCUAAACCACGUCCACUAACCGGAAACAUCCUUGAAAUCUCGGCUAUGGUGUCGCAAUCCGUUUCUAAAGAUUGUGAUUCUGUUCACCAUGACAUCGUAGGCCGCCUUCUUCCGCAUUACGUCACCUGGUCCAAACAAUACGGGAAAAGAUUUAUAGUGUGGAACGGGACGGAUCCUCGGCUUUGCUUAACGGAAACAGAAUUGAUAAAAGAGUUGCUGAUGAAGCAUAACGGUGUAAGCGGAAGAUCGUGGCUACAGCAACAAGGGACCAAAAGUUUUAUUGGUCGUGGUCUCCUUAUGGCUAAUGGCCAAGAUUGGCACCACCAACGCCACCUUGCUGCGCCGGCAUUUAACGGGGAAAGGCUCAAGGGCUACGCAAGGCACAUGGUUGAGUGUACGACUAGGCUAGUGGAGAGGCUGAGGAAAGAAGUUGGGAAAGGAGGAGGUGAGGUGGAGAUAGGGGAGGAGAUGCACCAGCUCACGGCGGAUAUUAUAUCGAGGACGGAGUUCGGAAGUAGCUUUGAGAAAGGCAAAGAGCUUUUCAACCACCUCACCGUCCUCCAACGCCGUUGCGCUCAAGCCACCCGCCACCUCUGUUUUCCCGGUAGCCGGUUUCUUCCGAGCAAAUACAACAGAGAAAUAAAGUCUCUGAAAAAGGAAGUGGAACGUUUGUUGAUAGAGAUCAUACAAAGCAGGCGAGACUGCGCUGAGAUGGGUCGGAGCAGUACUCACGGCGAUGACCUUCUUGGCCUUCUCUUGAACGAAAUGGAUAGUCACAAGAACAAAAAUAACGAUAACAAUAAUCUUCAGUUGAUAAUGGAUGAAUGCAAGACGUUCUUCUUUGCUGGUCACGAAACUACCGCACUCCUUCUCACAUGGACAAUGAUGCUCCUUGCCGAUAACCCCACGUGGCAGGAAAAGGUUCGUGAUGAGAUUAGAGAGGUAUGUGGCUGCGACGGUCUUCCCUCGGUUGAUCAACUAUCCAAACUUACCUCGUUAAACAAAGUGAUAAACGAGUCAUUAAGACUUUACCCUCCAGCUACUCUUCUACCAAGGAUGGCAUUUGAAGAUAUAAAACUAGGUGAUCUAAUAAUUCCCAAAGGUUUAUCAAUAUGGAUACCCGUCCUCGCAAUCCAUCACAGCGAAGAAUUAUGGGGUAAAGACGCAAAUGAAUUCAACCCUGAACGCUUUGGAGGCAAACCAUUUGCGCCUGGCCGCCACUUCAUCCCAUUUGCAGCUGGUCCUCGAAACUGCAUCGGACAAUCAUUUGCGAUGAUGGAAGCAAAAAUAAUAUUAGCAACGCUAAUUUCAAAGUUUAACUUCGCAAUAUCAAAGAACUAUAGACAUGCGCCAAUAGUUGUGCUUACUAUAAAACCUAAGUAUGGAGUUCAAGUGAUAUUGAAGCCAUUUGACUCAUGAAGCUUUAAGAUUAAAAGAGUCAUUUGAAAUGCUUUGAUCAUACACUUGGGAAAAUAUUUUGGGGGUUGUUAAC
Messenger RNA from Brassica napus (rape), 2349 nucleotides. RefSeq names its product cytokinin hydroxylase-like. Gene Ontology annotation, molecular function: iron ion binding; oxidoreductase activity, acting on paired donors, with incorporation or reduction of molecular oxygen; heme binding. Bases 597 to 2276 code for a protein of 559 amino acids. The record is from RefSeq and is a predicted model, not a curated record. Lineage: Eukaryota; Viridiplantae; Streptophyta; Magnoliopsida; Brassicales; Brassicaceae. The transcript has 5 exons.